AUGCUUUAUAAAACUAAUACACCUUGCGGAUUGAAGGCAGGUAGUAUGAUUCCAUUAUCCAUAGCAACCUAUGCAACGAAAAUUUUUUUGCGAGAGUACAACGUCAAUCGAAUAUUUUUAUCGAAUAUAGGUCUUUGGCCAUUUCAAAAUAGACUGACGAGAAAUUUGUUAUGGACUUUCUGUUUUUUACUCGAAAUAAGUUAUUGUCCGUUCGAGAUAUUACUAUUGUAUGAUCACUGGGAUAAUACGCAAACAAUUUUUGAAGGUUUGUACCAAAUAGUUCUAUCCGCCUCUUUCCUUGUGAGAAUAAUGAAUGAAUUUUGGAAUCGUGAUAAGAUACGACGAUUAUAUCAAACUAUUGAUGAACAUUGGAAUAUGUUUACGAAUGACGUCGAAGUGCGAAUUUUAAAAGAUUAUUCUACGCUGUCGCGAAAGUUUACGAAAUAUUAUGCGAUGCUAAUGUAUGUCAUGAUGUCAGGAUUUAUAGUGAUACCAUUAACACCAGCAUUUCUAGACGUAAUAAUGCCCGUUAACGAAUCAAGACCACGAUUCCUCGCGAUUGAGGUUGAAUUCAGAGUAAAUAAAGAUGAGUACUUUCUAUUAAUUUUUUGUUAUACUACAGCCAUAUGCGUGGUGGGUAUAAGUAUCAUGGUGAGUGUUGAUGCGAUGCAUAUCACAUGCACUGCACAUGCAUGCAGUUUAUUUGCGGUUGUCAGUAAGCAAGUUGAAAAUAUAAUUUCGAAAAUAGAUAACAAUAAUGAAAAUGAAUAUAGAUAUCUCACUACGGAACUUAAUCUGUCGAGUGAGGAAAUGAUAUAUCGUGAAUAUAUAACAUGUCUAAAAAAACAUCAACUUGCUAUAGAAUUUGUUAACAUAUUGGAAUCCUCUUAUCAAGAGCUAUCAUUAGUUUUGCUAAUAUUGGUUAUUGCAACUUUAAGUCUGAUUGGAAUUCGAAUCGUCUAUGUGUUGAAUCAAUUGGAAGAAACUACAAGAUUUAUGUUCAUAAUCAUGGGAGCAUUGAUGACAUUGAUGAUCGUGUGUUACUCUGGUCAGAGAUUAAUGGAUGAAAGUCAGAAUGUAUUUUAUCGAGCAUAUGCAGCAAAGUGGUACAAUUUUUCACCUAGAUUAAAAUCUCUACUACUUAUAACUCUUUAUAGAAGUAAUAUACCCUGUGGAUUAAAGGCAGGCAAUAUUGUUCCAUUAUCCAUUGCAACUUAUGCGACGGUAGUACGAAUGGGUAUGUCUUAUUUCACAGCGUUUUUAUCACUUAAAGAUAAGUGACUAUCAAUUUUUCCGUUAGUUCAUCAGCAAUAUGUUUUCAUUUUAUCUCAUUAUCAAUAAAAAAUAAUAAGAAAAAUGUACGCCUUUGUUUAUUCAAUAAUGCAAUAAUGCAGUUUAUUAUUUGAGUAGAAGUUUAUUAUUUGAAUUAUUAUAUAA
Messenger RNA from Pogonomyrmex barbatus (red harvester ant), 1437 nucleotides. RefSeq lists its product as uncharacterized. Gene Ontology annotation, biological process: detection of chemical stimulus involved in sensory perception of smell; sensory perception of smell. Gene Ontology annotation, molecular function: odorant binding; olfactory receptor activity. Gene Ontology annotation, cellular component: plasma membrane. Lineage: Eukaryota; Metazoa; Arthropoda; Insecta; Hymenoptera; Formicidae. The record is from RefSeq and is a predicted model, not a curated record.